AUGCCGCCUUCAAGACCCAAGCCGUCAGAGAUAGCAGCCGAAGCAAAACGGAUAUGGAUGCCACAUAUCUGGAAACACUACAUUCGAGACUCCAAGACCUCAUACCUAUAUCCAGACUCAGCACAAAUAAGAAUCAACGUGGACAAACGAUCAUCACAACGCACAAGAGUAGCAGUCAUGGAAGGUGACCCAGUGAACUACGCUUUGGGCUGGUAUCAAAGCGCGGUCAACGCAGAUUCAGACUGCAAGCGAAUUCCAGUGAUCAACGUAGCGAACGAGAAACGCGCUGGAGGUGACUGGGAAUCCGGGCUUAUGGCACCAGAAGAAUGUUUCGCGAGGAGAAGCAAUCUCGUACAUGCUCUAACAAUGCCAUGGAACGCGCAAUUGGGCCGAGAAGAAAACUACUACCCAAUACCACAGACAGGCGGCAUCUAUUCCCCUGAAGUCUUUGUGUUCCGAGCAGGCCCAGAUCAAGACUAUGCAACCUUUACAGACAUAGCCUCUCUACCCGUAAUAUCGGUUGCACCCGUGCGACGUCCCAAGCUCGACGAGAGCGGAUGCAAAUACUCGUUUGCACAAGAAAAGGAGCUCAUGAAGGAGAAAAUGCGGGCAGUAUUGCGAAUCGCAUCCUACUGCGGGCACAGGAACUUGGUGCUGGGCGCUUUCGGCUUAGGGCCUAUAUUCCGCAACCCAGCACAGGAGGUAGCGCGAAUGUGGAGAAAACUACUCUUCGAAGAGGAGGAGUUCCAUGGCGCAUUCCAGGAUGUCGUGUUUGCUAUUGACAGUAGUAUGGUUGGGUCGCCGAGCAAAGGGUGCGCGUCCGAUGUGGAGAUUUUUAGGCGCGAGUUCGAUCCUGCGACUAUUUGGCCGACCAAGUGGUGACAGACGUCCUCGGCGACGACGCCGACAGUAAAAGUAAUCGACUAACAGCAACGCAAACUUGGUAUGGAUAGCAUGGGAUAUGGUCACGAAGCAUACGAAACCGAAGCACACGAACCGACACGCACACACAUACACACAUACACACGAGGGCAGGAUCCUUCAGAGACACACCAACCCAAUAGAGGGGUAAAACAAGCCACUUGACUCGGAUGAAGUCUUGGGAUGGUGGGGUGGGGGUUCUCAGUAUGCACAGAUAACCGAGAAAAAGCUCAGAUCUCGCCGACCCGAGGACUCGAACCAGGCGGCGCACUGCUGCUACUGCCGCUCGAUUCUGCGGCUAAAACCUGCACGUUCUAGUAGCCAAUCAGUAUUAAUGAACAAUAUUGGGUAACAUGUUGUCUUGCGGUCAGAUAUUUGUCAUGUUCUUGCACUUUGCUAGUUUUGUGCGUGUAGGAUUUUGGACUUGACGGGUCGAUGCUGAUGC
Molecule: messenger RNA, 1366 nt
Organism: Alternaria alternata
Lineage: Eukaryota; Fungi; Ascomycota; Dothideomycetes; Pleosporales; Pleosporaceae
Exons: 2
Coding region: 1-882 (293 amino acids)
Source: RefSeq, a predicted model, not a curated record